GUCAGAAACGGUGAGGCGUAGUUGGGGAAUGGAUUUGUAAACGCGAAGCUCUGGUUGACUCAGUAGCUUAAGCUUUGGCUACAAAAGACUGGAAACUCCCUGGCGCGUGAGAGGCGCAGUUAGCGGGAUUAAUUGUAGCCGUAUGAGUAACGACGAAAUAGAUAUUGUUUGUUGUGGACUUUGUUGGCCGCUGCGGAGGGACACAAAGCCGGCGGAGGCUUUAGAGCUGCGUUACGGCUGAAGAGCUGCUACUAAGUAACUGACCGCUCUGUUUCAGCUCGCCUACAUACCGUAACAUUUUACUGUCUAAUGGUUUUUAUUAAGAUUAUAGAGUCGUUGUUGUUUUAUCACACGUUUAGCGGUGUGUUAGGUGACUGGCUAAACGUGAACAUUUUAAACCUCUGGCUAGCAGCCGAGUUAGCAUGAGAGACUAGCAUCAUAACAACAACAUCAUCAUAACAACAGCAGCAGCAGCAGCAGCUCUGUGCUGCAUCUCAUACAUGCGGGUCUUUAAAACCCGACGAAGGAUUUCAAAGGAAACCGUUUAUUUUUGUAGCUGUUGUUGAAAUAAAGCAGAAUAUUUCAGGUGUCGGUCACUUGGUCAUUAACAGUUCACGGUUGUUUUAAAUCAGAGAUGUGAGUGAAAUAGAAACGGAAACUUUCCCCCCAAAAGGACACAGGGUUGAAUUUCUCAUCUCAAAGGAAGAGAAAUCGGUUUGGAGUUUGUUUCACUGGACGCUCAAGCUGUAGUGUUUCUGCUUUGGAAGUGAAAAAGCUCUCCCUGGGAUUCCCACAAGCCGUGUUCGCCUUUUCGUGUUUCUAAUGCGGAGGCCCUGAUCAGCCCCCCGGCGGCCCGCCAUGCUCAAGUGCAUCCCUCUCUGGCGGUGUAACCGCCACGUUGAGUCGGUGGAUAAACGGCACUGCUCUCUGAACGCCGUCCCCGAUGAGAUCUACCGCUACACACGCAGUCUGGAGGAGCUCCUGCUCGAUGCCAACCAGCUCAGAGAACUUCCCAAGCCCUUCUUUCGGCUACUGAACCUGCGCAAGCUAGGUUUGAGUGACAAUGAGAUCCAGAAACUUCCCCCUGAGGUGGCCAACUUCAUGCAGCUGGUUGAGCUGGACAUCUCUCGAAACGACAUUCCUGAAAUCCCUGAGACCAUUAAGUUCUGUAAGGCGCUGGAGAUUGCGGACUUCAGUGGAAACCCCCUCUCCAGAUUACCCGAUGGCUUUACACAGCUUAGAGCACUAGCCCACCUUGCACUCAAUGAUGUGUCACUACAAUCACUACCUAAUGACAUUGGAAACUUGGCUAAUCUGGUAACCUUGGAGCUGAGGGAGAAUCUACUGAAGUCUUUGCCCACCUCUCUGUCUUUCCUGGUUAAACUGGAACAGCUGGAUUUGGGCAGCAAUCACCUGGAAGUAUUGCCGGACACUCUGGGGGCGCUGCCCAACCUUCGGGAGCUGUGGCUGGAUAGGAACCAACUUUCUUCCCUUCCCCCAGAAUUGGGAAGCUUGCGGCGAUUGGUGUGCCUGGAUGUGUCCGAGAACCAGCUCACCGAGUUGCCCUCCGAGAUCAGCGGCCUCAUCGCCCUCACUGACCUGCUGCUCUCACAGAACCACCUGGAGAAUGUGCCUGACAGCAUCGGCUCCUUGAAGCAACUGUCUAUCUUCAAAGUGGACCAGAACCGCCUUGUGCGUCUAACAGAUUCAAUCGGUGAAUGCGAGAACCUCACAGAAGUGAUGCUGACAGAGAAUCUUCUACAGACUCUUCCCAGUUCUCUGGGAAAGUUAAAGAAGCUGACCAACUUGAAUGUGGACCGUAACCGCUUGAGCAGCGUCCCAGGUGAACUGGGUGGCUGUGCCAGCCUCAAUGUGCUCUCGCUCCGAGACAAUCGUGUGGGCAAGCUGCCUGCUGAGCUUGCAGAUGCCACAGAGCUACAUGUGCUGGACGUGGCAGGCAACAGGCUGCAGAACCUGCCGUUCUCACUAGCCAAUCUGAACCUCAAGGCCAUGUGGCUGGCAGAGAACCAGUCACAACCCAUGCUCAAGUUUCAGACCGAAGAUGAUGAGCGGACCGGGGAGAAGGUGCUCACCUGCUACCUGUUGCCCCAACAGCCUACACCCAGCUUAGAGAACCUACUGCAGAGCAGUGUGGACGAAAGCUGGCCCACAGACACCAAUCUGAACAGAGUGUCCGUCAUCCAGUUUCAGGACCAAACCAAGACUGAUGAGGAAGAUGAUGAGACCGCGGCAGAGAGGAAGCAGGGUCUGCAGAGGCGAGCCACCCCUCACCCGAGUGAACUGAAAGUGAUGAAGAAUGUGAUCGAGGCCAGAAGAAACGAAGCUUACACAGCUAGGCCAGAUGACGACCUGGACUCCCCGGACACUGAGGAGAAACGUAUGAGUGGAUUGUCCAAUCAAAGCCAUGACUCCCAGGUCUCUAACAGCACUGCUUCAGCCAACUCUCAGUAUGAGACGCACAAAGUAAACGGCAUUGAGGUGGAGCUUAACGAAAGGCACGAGCACGAACAGGAGGACGACGAGGACGAUACAGAAUACACUGAGCCCACCGUGCACUUUGCCGAGGAGCCCAUUAUCCGCGGCGGCGACGAGGACGACGAUGACGAGGACGGCGAAGACGGCGAUCGUAGCGACGGCGAGGCUCAGCCAGCACCCUUCCCGGCUGAGAGACAGCGCCUCAUCCGCAAGGACACACCACACUACAAGAAGCACUUCAAGAUCACCAAGCUGCCCAAACCUGAGACUGUAGCUGCAUUACUGGAGAACUUCAGCACCGAAGCCACCACGUCAGCCCCCCGAGUAAACAGCGAAGAACAGGGUGGGGAGGAUGAAGAGGGAGAAUCAGUUAACACUCCUCUGUUGCAGAGAACACAGGUGGCUGAUCAAGUGGACAGCAGGCUGAAUCAGGUGAACAGCUCGCUGCAGCCGGUGAAGGGGGUGUCAUUUGAUCAAGUCAAUAAUCUGCUGAUUGAGCCUGCUCGAAUUGAGGAGGAAGAGCUGGUCCUGAGCAUCCUGAGACAAACUGGUGGAUUAGGCAUCAGUAUAGCUGGGGGGAAAGGAUCCACUCCUUACAAGGGAGAUGAUGAGGGUAUAUUUAUCUCUCGUGUGUCAGAAGACGGUCCAGCUGCACGAGCUGGGGUCAAAGUGGGAGACAAAUUAUUGGAGGUAAACAGUGUAGAUUUGCAGGGAGCAGAGCACCACACGGCCGUAGAGGCCUUGCGGAGCUCAGGAACGGCAGUGACCAUGACUGUUCUGCGUGAGAGGAUGGUAGAGCCUGAGAACCCUAUCACCACUACACCCCUGAGACCAGAGGAUGAUUACUUUCCCCGGGAGAGGAGGUCCUUCGGCCUACCAUUCAACCUGGAACCUGGAUCCACUGCCCUUAGCACAGGCCCCUGCCAGCGCCUGGCCACAUGCUUAGUCCGUAACGACAAGGGCUUAGGCUUCAGCAUUGCUGGUGGAAAAGGCUCCACCCCAUAUCGAACAGGAGACAUGGGAAUCUUCAUCUCUCGCAUCGCCGAAGGAGGUGCUGCUCACCGAGACAACAUCCUUCACGUAGGAGACAGAGUCAUAUCUAUCAAUGGUGUAGACAUGACAGAAGCCAGGCAUGACCAAGCAGUAGUGCUGCUUACUGGAACCUCACCCACCAUCUCGCUGCUAGUGGAGCGGGAACAAGCGAGCGGCUCUCCAGGCCGAACACGCUCCCACUCACCUCCUCCUCCGGAGCCCUCAGAUUCACCAGAUCAAGAAGAGGCCGGUGAUGACCGCUUGGGGAACCAUCUCAUGGAGGAUGAGUACCCUAUAGAGGAAGUGACACUGGUCAAAACGGGUGGUCCUCUGGGUCUGAGCAUCGUGGGGGGCAGUGACCAUGCCAGCCACCCAUUUGGCAUCACUGAACCAGGAGUGUUUAUAUCAAAGGUGGUCCCUCGUGGUUUAGCCUGUCAGAGUGGGUUACGAGUUGGUGACCGCAUCCUAGAGGUAAACUCCACUGACCUGCGACACGCCACCCACCAGGAGGCUGUCAAAGCCCUUCUCUCAAACAGCAAGGAGAUCCGCAUGCUAGUUCGCAGAGACCCCUCACCUCCUGGCAUGCAGGACAUUGUAAUUAACAAGCAGCCUGGGGAGAAGCUUGGCAUCAGUAUCCGAGGAGGGGCCAGAGGGCAUGCAGGCAACCCCUUUGAUCCAACAGAUGAGGGCAUUUUCAUCUCGAAGGUGAGCUCCAGUGGUGCCGCAGCACGAGAUGCUCGCCUGAGGGUGGGUAUGAGAAUCCUAGAGGUGGGCAAUCACAGUCUCCUUGGUAUGACUCAUACGGAGGCAGUCAGGGUCUUGCGUGCCACGGGAGAUACUUUGGUCAUGCUGGUGUGUGAUGGCUUUGACCCCAGAAACGUUGCCGGCAUGGAGGCUUCACCAGGUGUCAUCGCAAACCCAUUUGCUGCUGGAAUUGUUCGAAAGAACAGCAUGGAGAGCAUCUCGUCGAUAGACAGAGAUUUGAGCCCUGAAGAGAUGGACAUCAUGCAGAAGGAGGUUGAGAUGGUGAGAGAGACGUCUCAGUGGGAGCGGGAGGAGAUGGAGAAAGUGGAGCGUAUGCGCUUGGAGCGUGAAGCGGCUACUCGUCUGCUGGAGGAGGAGACUGAGAGCAUGAGCACUGGACCUCUGAAACUGGACUACAAGACACUGGCAGCUCUUCCCACGACCAGCCUGCAGAGGGUCAAUCGGCUGUCUUCUUCUUUUACUGAAUCCUGUCCCAUGGAGAGUGCUCUUCAGGCCAGGUCGUCUGGCACUAUAGAUCCCCUGUGCUUUGAGAAAGCUCACGCAACCCUGUACCAUGUAGAUGCCCCUGUCCUUCCCUCAUCCUCAUUGUGCUCAAUUACGACCUCCACAGCACUCAGACAAACCGAAGCUAUGCCACAGGACCCCAGUCCAUCGUCCGCAGUCACAGAGGAAACACAGGAAGAGGAAUGUCUCGUGGACUCUCAGCCAAUCUGUUUCAAAGAAAAUCCCUUUUUGGUAGCUAACCGUAAGGGUAAGGGCCGCCCCCUCGAGGAACGCAUUCUUUCAGGGCCGCCCACAGGUUAUGGCAGGCAAGGGCACCUUCAGACCUUGUUGUACAAUAAGGUUCCAUCAGCUGAUCCCCCAAGAAUUGAUAGCCCUGUCCGGGAGCCGCUUUAUUCCCCAGGUUCUCAACUGCCAUCAUUACGCCAGUCCUCAUGCUCAGCCCCUGCCACACAAGGCAGGGAAACUCGAUAUGCAAGCAUUCAUGUAUCCUCCAAUGUGACUACCAAGGACAGUUCAGCUACCAAGCCUGGUGCCAUCCAGCCUAUCUCACGGGUGCGGCCGCCUGCCUCUCCAGUCAGUCAGGAUGGUCACCGUAGUCCCAACCCUUUCCAGCAUGGCCCUUCCCCCGUCAACUCCCAGACCACUCCUCGUGCCCCGUCCCCUGAUACUUUCAACGAAUUUCCCAUCAAUGUCAAGCAGGCAUAUAAGGCGUUUGCUGCUGUGCCCCACUCAAUGGCUGUGCUGGAGCCUCCACAGGAUCUCUAUAGUCAGAGGAACAACUUUCACCCAAAGCAGACCUUUCCAGAGCCAGAGGAGUGUAAUGAAGUGUUUAUAGGUGAGGGUGAAAGAGGGGGCCUCAGCCCUCGUCCCUCCCUCACAUCUGACCGUCGUGAGUACAGGAACCUGGCAGCUGUGCCACGCCUGUCUCGCCCCUCCCUGGAGUCUAAGUCUAAGCCCCACACAUCCUGUGGGAGAGGGAGCCCAGAGCAACGGUCUUUCAGAGACAGACAGAAGUACUUUGAGAUUGAUGUGAAGCAGCAGACACCAGACAGCAAACCCAAACCUCGGGUUUCACUUGUAGGAGAGGAUGACCUGAAAAAAAUGAAAGAGGAGGAAGCAAAGAGAAUUGAGAGUGCACGGGAGUAUAUUAUGGAUGAGGAUGAGGACGACGAAGAGGAAGAUCUGGCAAAGCAGGUGGCUCAAAUGAAGGCCCACGGCAAGGUUAUUCUGGAUGGGGUCGAGUACAAGGUUGAGUCUGUCAGCGGGCACGCUCCUACUCCUCCCAGGCAAUGUGCCACACCCUCAAACCACAGUGCCACGCCUCCCAGCUCAGGGCCUUCCUCUGUAGAUGGCAGAGCUGAUUCCCAGCGCAACUCUAUGGAGGAUAGCUUUAGACUGGAGCCCAGACCCAACUCCAUGACUGGUCUGAUCCCUGUGUAUCCCGGCGAGUCUGCAGCUCCCGUCCGCACUGCCAAGGCUGAGCGCAGGCACCAGGAGAGGCUGCGUGUGCAGAGCCCAGAGCUCAGUGUGGUUACAGACAAGGACCUUUCUCCUGCAGAAAAACGGGCCCUGGAGGCAGAAAAAAGAGCAAUGUGGAGGGCAGCCAGGAUGAAGUCUUUAGAGCAGGAUGCUCUCAAAGCUCAGAUGGUCAUUGCUAAGUCCAAGGAAGGGAGAAAGCGAGGCACUCUGGACCAGCUGGCUGAAUCGCCGUCUCCUGCGCCCACACCUUCACCCACUCCUAUGGAAGAUUACAGUCCUCGGUCGGUGACAUCACCGGGUCGACUGUCCCUGUCAGAAAAGAAGUUUGACUACCGACAAUUCGCUGCCAUUCCUUCUGCUAAACCCGUAUACGACAUUCAGUCUCCAGAUGCUACAGAUGUUCAAUUCAACAGUGAUGUCUCCACUAGCCCAGUUUCCUGUGUAGAAGCUGAGGUUCCUGUAGCUCCUGUGGCCACCACUUCUGCUCUGGAGGAGAUGGCUCUGUACAGCAACAAACGUAAACUACGACAGGGGCGGCACAGUCUAGAGACUGCCGUUCCCACAUAAUUUUACACACACGCGCAAUACAUUUUAUAAGGAUAGUGCACAGUAGCUAGUGAUACUACAAGCUAUAGACAAAACUAAAACGCUCCUUCACAGAUACGUGUGAAAGACUUGCAACCACUCUCGCAUCAUUGUAAAGUUUCACAGAGACAGGUUUUUUUUCUAUCUCUUUUGUUUUUUUAAAGAAACACUACAGCUUUUUGGGGUUUUUUUUGCACACCAGUCUUGCCUUUCCAGCUAACAUUUAGCAGAGAUGAGGAAGCUUUUUCCUCUUCCUUCAUACUGGACACUUAAUGAGGGUCAUCAUGCCAUGCAAAGUACACACUUGUUCAUUUUGCUCCCUUGUCCUACAGUUUGCUUUUAACAAAGCUAAAUUAUUUUUUAGAUGAUAGUGAUUUGGGUGCUUUUUAAUACUUUUAGUUUUAAACCUCUGAUAUUAAUGGAAAAAAAAAAAAAUGUUCCUGACUCGUGUUAAUGUUCUGGAGAGACUUUAACUUGCUCAUCUGGACAGCAAGCGAUUAUUCUGUGACUUUCUCUGCCCCAUAGCGGAGGAGGGGGAGAAAAAAAACGUUUUACAUGUAAUUUAUUUCCGUAGUCACCAUUUGACCUUUUUAUUCGUUUUUAAAAGACACAUCAUAAUUGGGAAUAUUCCACCAGUCAGUCCAUAUUUACUGAUUUAUCGAUUUAUCAGCACUGUAUAGAUAUAUCAACUUUAACCAUAUCAAUAUAAAAAUCAGCGUUUUUUUUUGUUUUGUUUUGUUUUUUUGUUUGUUUUUUUCCAUUUUUGAUUUGGAUCAGUGUUCCAAAUGAAUGUAUGUUCCUCGUGUUGGUCUUGUGUUCUGAGGGUUUCAUCUUAUCAUAAAGCAUAAAAAACAUAAAUCAUCAUCAUAUUCUGCCUGGUUUCAGUUGAGCGCAGCUUAAACCGAACUAAACGUCUCUCAAGUCUUCCUGGACCUAGAAGAUGAAAGGCUACAGAGGACAGCAGAAUUAUUAAAAAAUAAUAAUAAUAAUUAUCAGCUUUCUGUCCCAAGUGCAUUGGUUGCAUUCAUGAGAAAACCAGAAUAUCUUCCCCUCUGCAUUUUUCUGCUUCCUGGACCAUGUUGCAUGCUGUUUGCUGGAACAUUCCCAUUACCUGACGGACUAUUAAAAAAAAAAUAAAAAGACAUUCGUAAUAAAUAUUUACUUCAAACUCUCAGACCAUGAACUUUAAUGGAGCCGUCUGAAGAGAAGGUCCAGGUGUCCAUCGUAUAUCAUCUAAACAUGGUACCAUUCUUUCUAUUUAUGUAACACUGGGGUUCAUGCGAUGAACUGUUAUAAUCCCCUGUUUUUUCGUUUCGUGUUUUGGGUUAGUUUUUUUUUUUUUGUUGUUGUUGUGUUUUUUUCCAAUGUGACUCAUGUUCAUAUACUUUCUCUGGAGUUGCUACUCCGUUUUUCUUUUCCAAUUACAUUUAAAUCUAAAGCCACUGAAAUGCUUAGCCUUGUGUGAAUAAUGUACAAAAUGCUGUGAGAAGCAGAACUCCAAGGUAAAACUGAGCCAGUGUGUGCAGUGACGGUGGCAUCCAGAUACAGUACAGUCUUAACUGGUGUCCACUGCAGGAAUAUUGGCUUAACUGCAUUAUUUCUGUUGUUGUUGACGUUAUUCAAUCCUUGGUGAGGAAAAAUCUAUUUUUUUCCAUCCCUCUCUAGAACAAACCAUUUUAUCAUUCUCAAACCAGCUGCCAUCAACACUGUGGUCACUCUCGUGUCAAACAAUGUCUUUCUCUUUACUAAUUGUAGUUUUUCAUCUCGCUCUUGCUAACUGAAAUUCAGUUUCGAAUGACGACACUUGGGAAGUGGCUUAAAUGGCUAAUCGAUCAUUUAUUGUAUUUUUGUAAAAAAAAAAAAAAAAAGAAGAAGAAAUCACAUUUUCACACAAUUAACGAAUGGGAUUCACUACAUUUUUGCAGCAGGACAGUUUUGAUUUCUCUUGUUCUUGAUUUCUUUGGAAUGGGGGGCUUUUUUUUGCUACAUAGGUGAUGGCGGGGCUGAAUGUGGGAGUUAGAGCUCAUUCAGGACUGUAACUAGUGAAUUUGUACAACCAAAGAAGUCUAUUUUGUGGUUCAGGAAUAAUAAAGUUUACUUUUCAUUUAACAA
Tachysurus vachellii is the source of this 8973-nucleotide messenger RNA. It is a transcript of the gene scrib, whose product is annotated as scribble planar cell polarity protein. The transcript is spliced from 46 exons. Gene Ontology annotation, cellular component: postsynaptic density; adherens junction; postsynaptic membrane. The coding region runs from base 859 to 6843 and encodes 1994 amino acids. The record is from RefSeq and is a predicted model, not a curated record. NCBI's taxonomy places the organism in Eukaryota, Metazoa, Chordata, Actinopteri, Siluriformes, Bagridae. Gene Ontology annotation, molecular function: protein binding. Gene Ontology annotation, biological process: neurotransmitter receptor transport, endosome to postsynaptic membrane; neurotransmitter receptor transport postsynaptic membrane to endosome.